AAAAUAUUGCCGAAAAAACAUUAAUAAUAUAAAAAUUAAAAAGGGGAAAAAAAUAUUCGAUUCGAUCUUUCAAUCAAAAUAAUUGAAUUGAUUUUAUCAGUAAAUAUUGCAAUCUUAUGUGAUUUUCCUGAAAAUUUAAUUGGAGCGUUCAACCAUGGCGACAUUAAUACGAAGAAUAUACAACGGUUAUCGUCACAUUAAUGAAAACCUAUCAGAUCCUCGGACGCAAGACUACUUCCUCAUCGAAUCACCAUGGGGUUGUCUCGGUAUAAUAUUUUUUUACUUGUAUUUCGUGCACGAAUUGGGACCCAAUAUCAUGGCAAAGAGGAAACCAUUCAAUCUGGAUAGAAUUUUACAGAUAUAUAAUCUGAUUCAGAUAGUAUUAUGCGCAUUCGUAUUUUACAAGGCAUUAGUUUUAGCCUGGUUAAACGAUUAUAGUUUCUAUUGUCAACCAGUCGAUUAUUCAUACGACCCUCGUGCAGUCGAGAUAAGCAGGUUGGUUUGGUUGUACUUUGUGAUAAAGCUUUUCGACUUGCUCGAUACUGUUUUCUUUGUCCUUCGAAAGAAACAACAACAAAUAUCGUUCCUUCACGUCUAUCAUCACACAGGAAUGACUUUUGGCACCUGGGUAUCCACUAAAUUCUUGCCUGGUGGUCACAUCACCUUUAUAGGUACGAUAAAUUGUUUCGUUCACGUGAUUAUGUACACCUACUAUCUGGCCGCUUCGUUACGAGUAAGCAAACCAUGGUGGAAGAAAUACGUGACCCAAUUACAACUCACUCAAUUUUGUGCAAUAUUGGUACACUUUAUAUUGCUGGCGUGGAGUGAGGAUUGUGGUUUUCCGAAGUGGGUAGCUGCGGUGAUGAUUCCUCAAAAUCUCUUCAUGAUCAUACUAUUCGGCGAUUUCUAUUACAAAGAGUAUAUAAAAAAGCAUAAGAGUGCCACGAACGGUAUUACUUCGAACGAGAAGUUAAAAAGUCAAUAGAAAUUUUGUUUUUAUGCGUUUUUCAACAUCAUUGUUCAAUCUGUGACACACUGAGAGAUUACAUAUCGGAAAUCAGUUCAUCACAUUAUAGUUUAGACAUUUACAUUACCAUCCAUCACUAUUUGGCGAUCUUUUAUUGAAAAUAUACAAUAGGAAUGAAAUGAUAUAUAUAUAUUAUAG
Messenger RNA from Apis dorsata (giant honeybee), 1165 nucleotides. RefSeq names its product elongation of very long chain fatty acids protein-like. Gene Ontology annotation, biological process: sphingolipid biosynthetic process; fatty acid elongation, polyunsaturated fatty acid; very long-chain fatty acid biosynthetic process. The record is from RefSeq and is a predicted model, not a curated record. Gene Ontology annotation, molecular function: fatty acid elongase activity. The coding region runs from base 155 to 985 and encodes 276 amino acids. The transcript has 5 exons. Lineage: Eukaryota; Metazoa; Arthropoda; Insecta; Hymenoptera; Apidae. Gene Ontology annotation, cellular component: endoplasmic reticulum membrane.